AUGCUGCAUUGCACAUCUCUGUGGUCGAGAGUGGGGCCACGAGUGUCGUCUGACACGCAUCGCUCUCUGCCACGGAAACGCCAAUGGAUUUCCACGGGGCCCAAGGGUCUCUCUCGUCUCAUGUACACAAGCUCCGCGGCUUGCAGUCGCCGAACGGAUUCGUGCGACGGUGCUCAGGCUCGGUUUAAUUUAAUAAUAUAUUGUAAUGAUAAAAACGCCGUGGGAGCAGAUGCUCCGGAAGCGAUGCGUAUUUUCAGGCUCGGUUUCCACUUGAUUAAACCCGGCGCGGAAAAUUAA
Molecule: messenger RNA, 297 nt
Organism: Macrosiphum euphorbiae (potato aphid)
Lineage: Eukaryota; Metazoa; Arthropoda; Insecta; Hemiptera; Aphididae
Source: the annotation of a GenBank genome assembly